Messenger RNA from Penicillium cinerascens, 651 nucleotides. Its product is annotated as Bromodomain associated domain protein. Gene Ontology annotation, molecular function: protein heterodimerization activity. The record is from RefSeq and is a predicted model, not a curated record. NCBI's taxonomy places the organism in Eukaryota, Fungi, Ascomycota, Eurotiomycetes, Eurotiales, Aspergillaceae. The transcript has a single exon. The coding region runs from base 1 to 651 and encodes 216 amino acids.
AUGUCCGGGCACAACCUUCACAACGCUCUCCUUCGCCCUCCCAUCAUCCAGAUCCUCCGCGCCCAGGGCUUCCACUCAACGCGCCCGUCUGUCCUAGAAACACUGGCCGACCUGACCGGAAGAUACCUCAUGAUUCUCGCCUCCUCCACAGCUGCGCAUGCUGCCAAUGCUCACCCCGAUGAUCCGUCUCCCGUACUCGAAGACAUUUACCAAGCGCUUCAGGAUGCAGGUGCUUUACGACCACAGCUACGUGAAUGGGAAGAAGACUGGGCAGGCGAGGAAGAUCUGCGCGGACUUGAGUCGCUCAUUGGUUGGAUAACUGGCCCUGCACACCACGAGAUCCGGCGCAUUGCAGGCUUUGUCCCCAGCGAGGGCGACAUGAUCGACCCUGAUGCAGUUGAAAAGGAGGAUUACCUGACGGCCCUCAAGAAAAAGCACAGCAAGACUGGUGAGGAGUCUCGGUACGCCGGUACAGUGCUCGGCAAGAACGCUGAAGAACACCCUUUGGUCAUCGAGGGCGGCCCACCUAGUAUCCGCGAAUGGGGUGCGCAGGUCCGAUCUCGCACACCACACAGCCCAGCAAGCGAUACAUCUGGCGUCAGCAGUGCGCCAAGUAACAUGUCAGAGCAUGGCGAUGGCAUGGAGGUGUGA